UUAAUUCUAAGUCAAGCCUCCCGUACACUUCCCUCAGCAACUACCGCGGCUGAAGGAGGUGCAGUUUCCAUCGGUCCGUGAACGCACCAACAGCAUAGCGGGAAACGAAGAAGAAGAAGCUCCAAAAUGGAGGACACGGUUUCUGACGGUGCCUUGAAACCUCCCAACAAACGUCGACGAGUCCUGGACCCAUCAUCCAUCGUCCCGGUGCCGGUCUACUCCAGCAGGGUGAACAACAGUCUACAGCUGAGACCAAUGACGUCUUUCUCCACAGAGCCUCAGAUGACAGAUGAUGGCGCUGAUGACUUUUUGUGGUCAGAGUUCUCCCCCUCUCUGAGAAAGUUGCCUGCAGUCACACUCAGUGACUCAGAGGAGGAAGAAGGAGAACAUGUGGAGGAGAAACCAGAGACAAAACGCGUGGUCUUCUCUCCAUCUCCUCCUCCUCCACUUCCUGCUCCUGAAAGUCCAGUCCACAAACAGUCCAAACAUGUUCGCAAGAAGAUCAGUGAGGUGGAGCAUCAACUACAGCAGGCCCUGCUUUCUCCAGAACCUCAGGGUCACAGGGCAUCCAGACGCCGGCGCCGACAAGGCAACCGCCGCGGCCAAGAGUCCUGGUCAUCGGCGUCACAGGAUGGGGAGAAAAGUGACGAUGACGUCAUCAUUGUAAACUCACCACCACAGACCUGCACCGAGCGGGAAAUCCCCCUGAAGAUCCGCUGUCGGACUGAGGUCCACAAGAUUCCCGUCCUGCCUUCCACUCCUCUGAGCCAAGUUCUCACUCGACUCUCCUCCAUCCUCAACGUCCCCCCCUCUGCUCUGCUCUUGCUCAGGGAGGAGUUGGAACUCCCUCAGGACUCCAGUGUUGGAGAACUCGGCCUCGGCAUCACAGACAUUUUAGCGUCCAUCAUGUCUCGGGCCGAGACCAUGUCAGACACGGUGCCGUUCUUUUCCGAUGAUAGCGAGACGGAGCCUCAGGAGGACGGUGGCAGCAGCACGGUGGCGCAGGGACCGCAGGAGGAGCAGCCCAGCGGCGUGUCCAAAGUCCGAGCCCUGCUGACCGUCUUCAUCCUCUGCUACAUCAACCUGCUCAACUACAUGGACCGGUUCACAGUGGCAGGAGUUCUUCCAGACAUCGAGAAUUAUUUUCAGAUUGAUGAUGGAAAGUCUGGUUUGCUACAAACUGUUUUCAUCUGCAGCUAUAUGUUCCUGGCCCCGCUCUUUGGUUACCUUGGCGACCGCUACAACAGGAAGUUGAUCAUGAGUUGUGGAAUCACAUUCUGGUCUUUGGUGACACUGGCCAGUUCGUACACACCCAGAGACUACUUCUGGUUGCUGCUGCUCACCCGGGGUCUGGUGGGUGUGGGGGAGGCCAGUUACUCCACCAUUGCUCCCACCAUCAUCGCCGACCUUUACGUGAAGGAGAAGAGAACCAACAUGCUGUCCAUCUUUUAUUUUGCCAUUCCAGUUGGCAGUGGACUGGGUUACAUCGUGGGAUCACAGGUCGGGAGAAUUGCAAAUGACUGGCACUCUGCUCUGAGGGUGACUCCAGCCCUGGGCCUGGUCGCAGUCGUGCUUCUGAUCUUCGUGGUCCAGGAACCCAAACGAGGGGCCAUCGAGGCCCGACCCGAGCAUCAGCUGCACCGGACCAGCUGGAUGACGGACCUUCAGGUGCUCAGCGGGAACUGCAGUUUUGUCUUGUCCACUCUGGGCUUCACAGCCGUGGCCUUCGUCACCGGGUCUCUGGCUCUGUGGGCCCCCACCUUCCUGCUCAGGGCCACCAUCUUCUCUGGGGUAAAGGCCCCGUGUGUGGACGGACACUGCUCCACCACUGACAGCCUGAUUUUUGGAUCAAUCACCUGCGUGACGGGUGUGCUGGGCGUGGCCAGUGGCGUCCUGGUGAGUCGUCACCUGAGAAAGGUAACGCCCAGAGCCGACCCGCUGGUCUGUGCGGCCGGACUGCUGAUGUCGGCGCCCUUCCUUUACCUGGCCAUUGUUUUCGCCGAAACCAGUAUCGUCGCCACAUACGUGUUCAUCUUCCUGGGGGAAACCUUCCUGAGCAUGAACUGGGCCAUCGUGGCCGACAUCCUGUUGUACGUGGUCGUUCCCACGCGACGCUCCACGGCCGAAGCACUACAGAUCGUCAUCUCACAUCUGCUGGGAGACGCCGGGAGCCCCUACGUGAUUGGAGUGGUUUCGGACUCUCUGAGGAGAACUGACUCCUACCUGUGGCAGUUCCGCUCACUGCAGCUGUCUCUGCUGCUCUGUGCCUUCGUGGCGGUGAUCGGCGGAGCCUUCUUCCUGGCGACCGCUCUGUUCAUAGAGAGAGAUCGGCAUCGAGCUGAAAAGACCUGUACAGAUGACGAACCCAUCGUCGUCCCUCAGAGCGGUCGCUCCACUUCGGUCCCAGUUUCCAGCGUCCUGAUCUGAUGUCACUACACGUUUCCUGGAUUCUCUGCCAUGCAGAAAUAUUUUAGGACGAGACUUUUUAAUGUUUUUUGUCGUAGCUAACAGUUUUAUAUAAUGUCCUUUGGAUGAUGUCAUUCGUCAGGACGACAUCUGUUUUUAAAAACAGGAUCUGAUUUUUUUUUUUUAUGUUAUUGUUAUUAGGUUCUGACCUCGGGACAGCUGUUGUGCUGCUGUUCGACAGAACCUUCUCAGCUUUUUUAACUGUGGCUGAUUCUUCAGGACAUUGAGUGAAGUUUUAUUUCUAAUGUGCCACAAACUUUAACUAAUAUUUAAAGGAAAGUCGAGAGGAUCGGAGUGUGUUGGUGAAACCAACAGGCUGAAGGCGGUGAAACGAAACGUGAUGAAGAAAUUUCACUGAUUUUCUCUACGGACUCUGGUGUCCAUGAACGAUGGCAUUAAUACUAGUUAUUAAGGAAUAAAAAACACUCUGGGAAAAUGACGCAGAUCACGUGUAUCUGACCUCCUGUUGUCAUGUUUUUUCCAAACUGAAAGAAGGUUGAAACGGUUGUUUGUGUGAGGAUGGAAUUAUUAUUAAAGUUGGAUGAAAACAAA
This is a messenger RNA of Cynoglossus semilaevis (tongue sole), 3018 nucleotides long. RefSeq names its product protein spinster homolog 1. Gene Ontology annotation, molecular function: transmembrane transporter activity. The transcript has 19 exons. Bases 127 to 2427 code for a protein of 766 amino acids. The record is from RefSeq and is a predicted model, not a curated record. Gene Ontology annotation, cellular component: membrane. Gene Ontology annotation, biological process: transmembrane transport. Lineage: Eukaryota; Metazoa; Chordata; Actinopteri; Pleuronectiformes; Cynoglossidae.